CUCUUGCAAAUGGAUAACAUUGUUGCAAAACUGCUGCCAUAUUGUGUUUCAGAAAUGGGCUGGAUCCUAAGCUUUUUCAACAAAAGAUAGCAAGAGAACGAACAAAGUUUGAUAAUAGGAGUAAAUUAGAAAGUUGUUAAAAAUUGUAUGCUCGAUCUGAAUCGUAAAAAAAAAAUGUUUGGGUUUCAUAGCCCUUUAAAUAUAACUAAUGUCUGUAAUCUUAUCGAAUUCUCAUAUGUAAAUUUCCAGAAGUCGGCAAGGAAAAUCCGGAUACAGAAAUAAUGGAAACGAAGGAAGGUGAACAGAGAGAUAAAAUGAAAAGUCGUCAGGUGGGAAUCAAUCCAGCGCUCUGUACAGAUGGGUCCAUUACCAGACAUAUGAGUGAAGAAAAUGAUACAGACAUCACUUUUUUAGAUGGGACAGUGAAAGCUACAACUUUAUCUAAGAAGGUUGCAAAAUCUUGUGAAAAAGGAAAUCUCAAUUUAAUACAAAGCACUAGGAAAACUCGAAAUCAAGUGUCUGUACACUGCAGGAAAAGAGCCAAUAACAAAAAAGGUUUACAACAUACUAAAGUGCUAAACAACAGUGAGAAACAUGAAAACAGCAGAUCAGUAUCUUCUAAACCUAAUUUCCAUGAUGAACAAUAUUUAGCCCCAACAGAAAAAUUACACGUGUGUCCUAAAUGUGACAAGACAUUUACUGUAAGGUCCCAACUUGCUAGACACCAGAGAACUCAUACAGGUGAAAAACCGUUUAUGUGCCAGCGAUGUGGAAAAUGCUUCUCUCAGAAGUCCGUUUUGGUUAGACAUGAGAGAACCCAUACUGUAGAAAAGCCAUAUGUUUGUCAGACUUGCGGUAAAGGAUUUUGUGACAGUUCAAGUUUGAUUGUGCACCACAGAAAUCACACUGGAGAAAAACCGUAUGUUUGCUCCGACUGUGGAAAAUGUUUCUCUCAAAGUUCGGUUCUGCUUAACCACCAAAAAACACAUACUGGAGAUAAGCCUCAUAUUUGUUCUGAAUGCGGGAAAUGUUUCUUUCAUAGAUCUAGUUUGCUUAUCCACAAUAGGACCCAUACAGGUGAUAAGCCAUACAUCUGCCAAAAAUGUGGGAAAGGUUUCUAUGAAAGUUCAAGUCUUGUUGCGCACCAUAGAACGCAUACAGGAGAAAAACCGUAUGUUUGCCCAGAUUGUGGGAAAGGCUUCUCUCAAAAGUCAAGUGUAGUUAAACAUCGUAGGAUCCAUACAGGAGAAAAGCCACAUGUAUGUCAACAAUGUGGUAAAGGAUUCUGUGAAACUUCAAGUCUUGCCGUACACUAUAGAACUCACACAGGAGAAAAACCAUAUUCUUGCUCGGUUUGCGGAAAAAGUUUCUCUCAGAGGUCAGGAUUGCUUCACCACCAAAGAACCCAUACAGGAGAUAAGCCGUAUCUCUGCCCUGAAUGUGGGAAAGGCUUCUCCCAAAGUUCAAAUCUAGUUAUACAUCACAGAAUGCACACAGGCGAAAAGCCGUACAUUUGUUUCAAGUGUGGAAAAGGCUUCUAUGAUAGGUCGCAUCUAGUUAAACACCAUAGAAUUCAUACAGGAGAAAAGCCAUAUAUAUGUCAUGUAUGCAGUAAAGGCUUCUGUGAUAGAUCAUACCUGCUAAAACAUCAGCAAGUCCAUACUGGAGAAAAGCCCUUUGUUUGUACUGAAUGUGGUAAAGGCUUCUCUGAAAGUUCAUAUCUGAUUAAACACCAGAGAAUUCAUAUAGAAGAGACAAAGAAAUGAUUUGGUACAGAUAAUAGUCUAAAACAAAUAAAUAAAAGUACUUCCCUUAACCCUUUCAUGUCAGGGCUAAAGUGCCUACAUCGGAACACCUGUUCCGAUGUAGACAAAU
Bombina bombina (fire-bellied toad) is the source of this 1875-nucleotide messenger RNA. RefSeq names its product zinc finger protein OZF-like. Gene Ontology annotation, molecular function: RNA polymerase II cis-regulatory region sequence-specific DNA binding; DNA-binding transcription factor activity, RNA polymerase II-specific. The transcript has 2 exons. Gene Ontology annotation, biological process: regulation of DNA-templated transcription. The coding region runs from base 282 to 1766 and encodes 494 amino acids. Lineage: Eukaryota; Metazoa; Chordata; Amphibia; Anura; Bombinatoridae. The record is from RefSeq and is a predicted model, not a curated record.